AUCUUGGUACGAGUACGCUGCUACCGUACAUCCAGUCUCCAAUCCCCCCCCUUCAUCUGUUCAUUGUAUCACAGACCGAAUCGAGCGAGGGAGACAAUUUAGCUCAUUGAACACUUUGAUCCCCCCCUUCCCUUCCCCUACCCCACACUCUCCCUCCUUUUACCCUAUUGCCCCCUUCCUCCCUCGUCGCCGUCCUCUUCCUCCUCACUCGCUGUAUCCCAGCUUUGACUGCAGGUCGUGUUGCCAUCUGACGCUACCACGUCGCGGAAUCCCAAUCACCUUGAUUUCUUCCGCUCCGGUACAAUCUUGUUGUCGUGAUCAAAGGUUUGUCCCUUCGACUGUCAAUCCCCCGAUCCACCAGCCCCCCCCCCUAACCACAACGCGACCUUCUCCUGACAACCAAACAGCCCCCCAUCAUCUGCCCAUCCACUCACUUGUGCCCGUCGUUAACAGCGUUCCACGGCAAACAGCUUGAUAAACGAUGGUUGACACGAAAGAAUUGAUCCGAAAGGAGGUCAAGACCCUCACCUCGUCCUCCGCCCAUGGUCGCAGCGGGUUCAUGAGGAGUGAUGGCUACUUGCAGGUAACUUGAUGUUUCCUAGGAGGAGGAAGAUAGUGUUUUAGUGUGCUGAUGUAGGACUUGGAGUAUUUUAGCUUUACCUCUCCCAGCUUCAACACAAUCCUCUGUAAAGCUCCCUUCCCCCCAUUGCUCUUUGACGUGUUUUUUAUGAUUAUUAUUCCGAUGUUCCCCCCCCCGCUCUUCCAUGACUCGCUACGCGAUGUGUACCUGGGGAAGUAUGGCGUACUGACGGCGGUUAUUUUUUUUUCUUCGCGCGUAGGCGGACCAAGAUGCUCACCUCGGGUACCCUUUCCGCCCUCCAGGAGAUCCUCGCGUCCGUUUACGCCGGUGAUCGCGACAGGAAGGGAUCCUACCUCACCCCUCGUGUGCCGAAGAUGGCCAUCUACGGUUCCCUAAUAUCCGCUCCGCUCGGUCACAUUCUCGUGACCUUGCUCCAGAAGGCGUUCGCCGGUCGCACCUCGGGCAAGAGCAAGUUGGCGCAAAUCCUAGUCAGCAAUCUUGUCGUGUCCCCCAUCCAGAACUCGGUCUACCUCGCCUGCAUGGCCGUCAUUGCCGGCGCUCGCACCGUGCACCAGAUCCGCGCCACGGUCAAGGCCGGCUUCAUGCCGAUUAUGAAGGUGUCUUGGUGCACGAGCCCCUUGGCGUUGCUAUUCGCCCAAAAGUUCCUGCCGCCGCAUGCGUGGGUGCCGUUCUUUAACCUCGUCGCCUUCGUUAUCGGGACUUAUAUCAAUGCCAUGACCAAGAAGAAGAGGAUUGCUGCGCUUAAUAAGAAGAAGGUUCGUAAAAGAGACCAUCUCAGCCCGACCGAAUUCUCCAUUGGGCCCUUUGAACUUAUGAUAUGGACAGUCGCGCGAUAGGAAGGACAUUUCCGAGACGAAGGAAUACUACGUGCGACGGGAGUAGAGGGUAGAGAGAGAGAGAGAGAGAGAGAGAAAUAGUGAUAGAAAAAAGGGAUUAUUUUUUUCUCAAUGAAA
Messenger RNA from Tuber aestivum (summer truffle), 1554 nucleotides. Lineage: Eukaryota; Fungi; Ascomycota; Pezizomycetes; Pezizales; Tuberaceae. The record is from the annotation of a GenBank genome assembly.